This is a messenger RNA of Dufourea novaeangliae, 829 nucleotides long. RefSeq names its product protein lethal(2)essential for life-like. Lineage: Eukaryota; Metazoa; Arthropoda; Insecta; Hymenoptera; Halictidae. Gene Ontology annotation, molecular function: protein folding chaperone. Gene Ontology annotation, biological process: protein refolding; response to heat. Bases 103 to 714 code for a protein of 203 amino acids. The transcript has a single exon. The record is from RefSeq and is a predicted model, not a curated record.
GCGACCAAGAAACAUCGAAGUAAAGAGUGUUAAGAGCAAGUACCAGAAUCACAAGUACUAAAUACAUUGUUUACGAGAACAGUAACAAGUGAUUGAGUGAAAAUGUCUCUGAUACCUAUGUUGUUCUCCAACUGGUGGGAGGAUUUGGAUCAUCCGCACCGACUCUUCGAUCAGAACUUCGGUCGGGGCUUGCAUCCUGAACAAUUAUUGAGCCCAAGUCGUAUCGAACAAUAUGAACAUCUUUGGCCCCCUAUUAUGGACAGAAGAGUGACGGCAAGAGACCCUUCACUUCUGUACUACAGACCUUGGCGUAAACUUCUGCAUAAAGAAGGAGGUACAUCCACCGUCCAGGCGGAUAAGAAUAAAUUUCACGUGGUCUUGGACAUUCCGCAGUUUAAGCCGGAGGAAAUUAACGUUAAAGUCGUUGACAAAUGCGUAAUUGUCGAGGGCAAACACGAAGAGAAAAAGGACGAACACGGAUGGAUUUCACGCCAGUUCACCAGGAAAUAUCUGAUACCUGAGCAAUGUGACAUCGAGCAAGUAUCAUCUAGUCUAUCUUCCGAUGGUGUACUCAGUAUCACCGCACCUAGGAAGCAUCAACCAAAGGUCCAGGCUGAGAGAACGAUUACCAUCGAACACACCGGUAAGCCGGCAAUAAAAAAGGCCCCGGAGGAGCAGAAAGAAAAAGAAGAAGAGAAGAAAGAAGAAAAGUAAACCAUUGUUCUUGAACAUUAUCAAUUGUAAUUGAUAAUACUUUGUGUUCCUAUUUCACACUGUUUUAAAUUUUGUCAUUUUUCUAUGAGUAUUUUUUAAAUAAAUGUUUAAAAAC